Messenger RNA from Thermochaetoides thermophila DSM 1495, 396 nucleotides. RefSeq lists its product as uncharacterized. The record is from RefSeq and is a predicted model, not a curated record. Gene Ontology annotation, cellular component: mitochondrion. The transcript is spliced from 3 exons. The coding region runs from base 1 to 396 and encodes 131 amino acids. NCBI's taxonomy places the organism in Eukaryota, Fungi, Ascomycota, Sordariomycetes, Sordariales, Chaetomiaceae. Gene Ontology annotation, molecular function: oxidoreductase activity.
AUGUUUCGUUUUCAUAAACCGCUCGACGUCAUCACCCUCUUCCACAAGGCCAGCUCGCCUACGUCGGUCAGGCUGGCUGCUGUUCUUCAGCAGAGAUCAGCUGCUGCAACAGAGGCAUCGACUGAGGACAAGCCUGGAAGGCCCGAGUUUAAGCUUGAGAUUACCGAGAACCCGCCGACUCCGGAACAGCUGCAGACAAUCCUCGAGUAUGCGGGCUCGAAGCGUAUCUCAACUAUUGUUCGCGGUGCCACCAACCAAGCAGAAGCAUUGAGGAAGUUUAAGGAGAGCCCUGACAACUUUAUCCGGCCUGUGGUGGUAGACUGGAACAAUGGCCAGGCCAGGGCUGGCGAAAACGAGUCUGAGAUUCUCAAGAUGCUCGACUCGGUACGCAACUAA